CAAGUGCCACUUUGAUUUUGAGUUGUCAAUUCAAAGUUGUCAAAUAUUUAUCUGCUGUUGUUAUCACAUUGAUAAACCAAGAAAAUACAAUGAAAUAAAAUAGAUCCAGUUCAUUUAGAUUAUUGCUGUGAAAAUUGCAAAGCCUCUUUUAUUUGGUUUAAAUAAUUAUGUGUUCCCGGAACUGAUUUAAAACGAAAAAUGGAACACAAUAGUGCCGAUAGUUCUCCUAAUUCGCCUUCAAAGAAAUUUCCUGAAAUCACCGAUUAUUUGUUGGACCUACCAGCAUGGAGUGUAGACAGCCUGAAAGCUAUAGCCAUUCAGCAGAGGCUGCCGCGCCCACGGAGCCUAGCCUGGGCCAUACUGCUGAAUGCCUUACCUCCACCUAACAUGGAUAUUGUAUCCAGUUUGAAAGCUCAUAGGAAUUUCUAUGAUGACUUGAGUGUGAAGCUGUCAAUGGACCCAAGAGCUGUGAUAGGAGACGAUCCACUCUCACAGGAUGAUGAGAGCGUAUGGAAACAGCAUUUCUGUGAUAACGAGCUGAAAACGCUCAUACUUCAGGAUGUCGUCAGGACAUUUCCUGAGGAGCAGUAUUUUAGAGAGAAAGAUGUGCAGGACCUUAUGGUGCGUAUCCUAUUCUUCUGGGCGCGUUCCCACGCUAACGUGGGGUACAGGCAGGGCAUGCACGAGAUCCUAGCGCCCGUGUUGUUCGAACUGCAUCUCGAUAGGAAAUAUGCACCUGAUGAUUUAGGAGACAAGUUAAAGUAUAUAUUGAAAGAAGACUGUUUAGAACAUGAUAGCUACAUGCUUUUCAGUGCAAUAAUGAAAGGCUUAGAAAGAUUCUAUACGACGGGUGAUAUUGUACCUACGUCUUGUGGUAGACUACCCACAUCCAAAAUGUCUCACAACCCUAAUGAAGUGAUAAGAUAUUUAGACAAAGUGAGGGAGGAGUUUUUAGUGCCUCUGGACCUCGAACUAUCUUUACAUUUAGUUGAAUGCAAUAUAUCUAUGGAACUGUUUGGGAUUCGGUGGUUAAGACUACUAUUUGGUCGCGAGUUCCCUCGGUCAGAGAUCCCUAACCUAUGGGGCUUUCUAUUCGCCGACGGACCGAUGUUCCCGAACUUACAUUACGUUAUCGUCGCCAUGUUGGUCUCUAUGCGGAAUACAUUAUUAGACCCAGACCCUGGCGUGAUACUGUCAGCGCUGAUGCGUCCGUCGUGCCUGUGCGUGGGCUACGUGUGUGCACUCGCCCUGCACCUGCGGGCGCCGCUAGAGUUCCCGCGCCCGCCCGUCAGGCAGGAGAAUACUAAUCACAACAACAACACGGAAUCCCAAACCCUAAAACCUUGGAGCAGCAUCGAACACAUAAACACGGACGGCGACUCCGGGUCGGAGGGCGUCGCGGAGGGGGCCGACGUGGCGCGAGAGCUCGCCGCACUCGCACUGCUGCGCGCGCAGCUCCCACGCGCCGCCGCCGCACUCGCACGUGCCCUGCCGCGCCCGCCGCCGCACGUGCAGCAGCCGCUGCAGCAGAUACUGCAGCUAGCAGCCCUUCUACAAUGCCGCAACCACGCCUUAAUAGACGUCGAAACCGCUCUCGAAGCAGCUGAAGGUCAACAAACCACUGAAAAGAUCGGCCGCCGGCAACUAGUCCCCGUCGCCAUGAUUACGAAGCAAGGACAACAGAAACAGGUAAUAAAACCUCUAAACAAAGUAAAGGAGGUCCCACUCAAAGUGUUCCACCAAGGAGAAUGUGUUGCCAGUGAUCUACCCUUCUUGGAUCCUUUAAGAUUGAGGACAGAGUGACUAAGGACAAAACUUAUGUUGUACAGCUAUUAUCAUUGAUUUUAAGGUCUUUUUAAUAUAAUAGUUUUGAUUUUAAGUCAUUCUCAUUGUUGGUUUAUGAAUGGAUUUUUAACAAAGUACAUUUUCAUUUAACAACAAAAUUGUUCUAAGUUUUGCUCAUUAAAAUGGUUUCUUUGCCACUAAGAUUUCUCUGACAUCGAAAAAGGGUGUCUCGAAUUUGUCUUGUCAGCUAAUUAGUUUCGAAUUUUACUUUUUUAUAUUGUGUUAUAAAUUCUUAAAGUUUAUGAAUACGUAUUUCUUUUAUAAAGUUUAAAUUUUCAUAGAAAAUUUAGUUUUAAUUAGAUUUUUAGACUAGUCAGGUCACAAAAUAGUAGUAAGUCUAAGCUUUGGCGAAAAUAAUAUUUAAGGUCUAAGAUAUAAUUGUUAUAAAAAGCUGCGUAUCAUGCAUUUAAUUUUACACUCGUUUGUCUACCAAUGUGAUUAUAGUAGAUUUAAGAAAAUAUCUUAUUAAUACUCUGUGGAUAUGCAAAUGUUUAUAUGGAUCUGUGGUUCAGGGAAAAAUGGUGUGACCAAUUAAAUAUUAAUUGGGUUUGUGUAAAAAAGGUCUUGCUUAUCUUAAAAAUGUGCAAUGAUUUGUCAAAAUUUACGGUAGCUAACUAAAUAUUAAGUGGAAGACAUUAUUUUGAUUAAUUUAUGUUUUUUUUUUGUAUUACCUGAGGAUAAAAAAAAAACUGCAUAGGUAUGCAAGAAUUUUCUACUUUUGGACAUGCUCACUAUAUUUACGCAUAUUACGAGAUUUUUUAUUCCAAAAUUAAAUAUAGCUCUUUGUAAGUAAAGCCGCAAUUUCUAAAUUUUAACAACAUAUUACAUUUUGUAUUGCUGUUUAAUCAAAUAUCAGUUUAAAAGUUAUCAUAUACUAACGAAAUAUAUAUAACAUUAAUAUGAAUGUAAGGUGAGCAGUAUUUGUAUAAUCCAGUAUUUAAACAGUUUCUUACAAUUUUAUCGCUGUUACAGUUUAAAUCACUAAAUCACUCUGGACUGCCAUAGUUUUCAUAUUCGUUUAUAAACAAAAAAAAAUGUUCUUUCUAAAAAUAAGUUCAAAUGUAAGUUAUUAUAUAAAAGCUACAUCAAAGUGUUUGAUAUACCUAUCUUCGUCCGUGCUUCUUUAUUUAAUAAGUAUAACUAUUAAAUAAAAAUGAAAAUACAAUUGUUAAUAGACAUUGAAUUGUAUGUUGUUUAUUUUAUUUUUUAGUGAUUUUUUCAAUCAAUUAAUUUAAAAGAAUACUGUUCUGUCUUUGUUUCUAAUACUAGUUGGCUGGUUUAUGUGAAGUAAAACAAAUAUUUUAUUAUUUACGAAACUAAAAUUUAUGGAUAUUAGGAAAAGAAGUUUUAAGAUAUUAAUGUUACAACUUUUAAAAUCUGCUUUGUAAUAUAAAACUUGUAUGUUAUUUUAAAGAUGAUACUUAUACUCAGUGUAAAUACUUUAAUUAUUUUUAUAUUGAGCCAAGUUUCGGCAGUCGUUUCAUAUAUUACAUACAAGUAGCGCAUUGUUACAUAUUAAUAUGUUUAUUAUCUUGUAAAAAGUUUCUAGUUAUGUGGGCCACGCUAUUAUGAGGGAUUUUGAUCUAUACCUCAUUUUUACUCUAGAUUUUUGGUCUUCAAAAAUCUGUAAUAAUUAUUCAAUACAGUUUUUCAAGAAGUUUAUGCUUAAGUCUUGGUUCAAUGUAUCAGUAGAUUUAAUUAAUGUGAUAGAUAGAUAAUUGCUUCAUUUAAAAAAUGUUUGAACAAACAUAUUGGCUGUUAUGCAAGUGAUUUUCGUACAAUGGAACGUAGUGGUAGUAGUUAAGUGUAUAUUUUGCUGUUUAGAUGUAAGCCAAAGAACAAGAUAAUAUGUAUGAGCCUUUGGAAUUUAUGAAAAAUGAAUAAAAUAUAUUUUUUCGUCA
This is a messenger RNA of Helicoverpa zea (corn earworm), 3746 nucleotides long. It is a transcript of the gene TBC1D5, whose product is annotated as TBC1 domain family member 5. The record is from RefSeq and is a predicted model, not a curated record. Lineage: Eukaryota; Metazoa; Arthropoda; Insecta; Lepidoptera; Noctuidae. The transcript has 13 exons. The coding region runs from base 199 to 1803 and encodes 534 amino acids. Gene Ontology annotation, biological process: activation of GTPase activity. Gene Ontology annotation, molecular function: GTPase activator activity.